This is a messenger RNA of Diversispora eburnea, 333 nucleotides long. The record is from the annotation of a GenBank genome assembly. NCBI's taxonomy places the organism in Eukaryota, Fungi, Glomeromycota, Glomeromycetes, Diversisporales, Diversisporaceae.
CUUUAUGUUUCAGCAACUCCCGAAUUUGUGAUUAACAAAAAAGAAAAAAUGUCUGUGAUUAUUGCAGAAGAUAAAACCUUUCGAAAUUUUAUCCCUUUUAAUGGAUAUGGAGAAAUGCAAAUUGCUGCCGAAAUACUUGCUUGCAGAAAUGAAAAUUCACGUAAGACUGUUUCUGAUCAGGUUUUAUUUGCCACUCGUUUAUCUCUACCUAUACUACAUUUUACAAAGCUGAGAUUUCGCAGAAUAUUGGAAGAGCUUGCUAAAGACCCAAAUGGAAGGAAGGUGGCGUUGACUGCGUUAACCAAAAUUCGUCAAUUUCUUUUGAAUCAGUAA